Molecule: messenger RNA, 1529 nt
Organism: Lutzomyia longipalpis
Lineage: Eukaryota; Metazoa; Arthropoda; Insecta; Diptera; Psychodidae
Product: 3-oxoacyl-[acyl-carrier-protein] synthase, mitochondrial
Exons: 1
Coding region: 115-1446 (443 amino acids)
Biological process (GO): fatty acid biosynthetic process
Molecular function (GO): 3-oxoacyl-[acyl-carrier-protein] synthase activity
Source: RefSeq, a predicted model, not a curated record
AACUUCAUGUUGCUCUAUAUACAUACUACAUACACAUUAUAUAGGUUGUGCUAUUGAUACCAAAAACAGAUUAAAUAAUUGUAAUUUUCUUUAAUUUUUAAUCUUAAUCGAAUAAUGUGGAAUAAAGUUUUUCAUUUUGGGCAUACUGUAAUAUUCACGAGACAAUUUGCCACGGUCCAAGCACAAAAUCGCCGAGUGGUUGUCACCGGUGUGGGUUGUGUUUCAGCAGUUGGUGUAUCCGCCGAAGUUGCUUGGAAGAACAUCCUUUCUGCACAAUGUGGUAUAGUUAAACUCACGGAUCCAUCAUAUGCUAACCUUCCGUGCCGUGUAGCAGCUCAGAUAUCCAAAGAUGAAUUUGAUCUUACCAAGAUUUUCAGUAAGGGAGAUCUUAAAGCUAUGUCUCCGGCAAUUGCUUACUCCCUCAUAGCCACGAAAGAAGCUUUAACCUGCGCAAAUUGGUUUCCAACCGAUUUGGAGGCACAAAACCGUACUGGUGUUGCUGUUGGUAUUGGAAUGGUGAAUUUACCGGAUAUCUGCGAGAUGAAUAAUUCCCUCCAGCAAGGAUAUAAUCGUGUCAGCCCCUUUUUUAUACCACGUAUCCUACUUAAUAUGGCUGCAGGACAUAUAAGCAUCAAGUACGGAUUUCGGGGACCAAAUCAUGCUGUUUCCACAGCAUGUGCCACCGGAGCACAUGCCAUAGGGGAUGGAUACCGAUUUAUUCAAAGCAAUUUAGCUGAUGUUAUGGUAUGUGGUGCAGGAGAAGCUCCUAUAUCACCCCUUUGUAUUGCGGGUUUCAGCAGAUUACGAUCUUUAAGCACCUCAUUCAAUGAUGAUCCGCAAAAAUCCUCAAGGCCCUUUGAUAAGAAACGAGAGGGUUUUGUCAUUGGUGAAGGGGCCGCAAUCUGCAUUCUCGAAAGUCUCGAUCACGCAAAGCAACGUCAAGCACCUAUUUUUGGCGAGAUCCUUGGCUAUGGUUGCUCUGGAGAUGCUGCUCAUCUAACGUCACCACGCGAAGAUGGUCUAGGUGCUCAGUUAGCCAUGCAACGUGCCUUAGAAGAUGCUCAAUUAUCUCCUGUAAACAUUGGCUACGUGAACGCUCAUGCAACAUCUACUCCUAUGGGCGAUGCAAUUGAGAGCAGAGCAAUAACCCAUGUCUUUGGCAAUCAUAAUGUCGCAGUAUCAUCAACGAAAGGUGCUCAUGGACAUCUUCUGGGAUCAGCUGGUAAUCUCGAGACAAUGUUCACCAUCCUAGCGUGUCGAGAUGGAAAACUUCCACCUACAAUAAACCUCACUGAUGUCUCGGAUGACAUGAAACAUCUCAAUUUUGUUGCCAACACCAGUCAACCCUGGUCAGGACAUAAACGACGGAUUGCCCUUAAAAAUGCAUUUGGAUUUGGUGGAACAAAUGCUUGCCUGUGCAUUGGGGAAUUUCGAGAAAAUACCUAAUAUUUUAUAAGAUUUAUUUUCAUUCUAAACUUUGUAUCUUAUCGCUCUUCCAAUAUAAGUAUAUUAUACAAUUUGAGUUACAA